Messenger RNA from Echinococcus granulosus, 1254 nucleotides. RefSeq lists its product as hypothetical. The transcript has a single exon. NCBI's taxonomy places the organism in Eukaryota, Metazoa, Platyhelminthes, Cestoda, Cyclophyllidea, Taeniidae. The record is from RefSeq and is a predicted model, not a curated record. The coding region runs from base 1 to 1254 and encodes 417 amino acids.
AUGUCAAUCGGUGGAUGCUCGCAUCUCAAUGGUACUAAACCAAGUCUUAUUGAGAUUCAUCCAAUCAGCUCGGAAAGUGUCAAAUUAAUAUUUAUUACUCUUGAACAUAUUCACUUACCUGACCACGAGACGCACAUGCAUUUUAUCUGUAAUGCCUUCUCCUAUGCCCCAAAUCCAACUUUGCCCGAUUGGCUUAAUCUCUUCUCCCUUUGUCUUAUGAUUUGGUAUAAACAGAGGUCACGAGAAACAUCCGAGCUGCAGUAUUGUAACCCGAGUGAUUGUCCGAUUAUCCUUGCAGCCUGCGUUUGUGCUCUAGCACAGUUCUUCAAUUAUGAAGAAGCCUGGGAGACUGUGCUCGCGAAGUAUGAGGAGGUGAGUGAAAUAGCCCACGACAUGGCAACUUCGGACAACUCCAAUUCUACCAACAAUGAGUCAGAAUUGCCAGAAAGUCAACAAGGCCAAUGGAUUAUGCACAGUCUAAUGGAGAUACAAAAUAUUUACACAGAGAUUAUUGCUCUGUCUAAGUUUAUAAAGGCUCUUUCUUUCUACAAUUCUACUGCUGACUCACUGCAGGAUCGCUAUGACGACUGUCGUCCCCUUCACCAGAUAUUCACUUCGAACAAACUCUUCUAUUGGAUCGCAAAGCACCUUUACUCCGUGCCCAUUGAGGCUCGUAAUUACAAGGCCAUUCGUGGAUGGCUUCCUCGACUUCUGACUCCAAGCUCGAUUGAAAAUAUCUCAGAGAGGUGCAUAAUUGUGGUAACUGACCUCGCCAAUCUACUGCAGCACCUGAGGAGUGCUAACAUCGAACUGCUUGAUAUCAAACUGGCGGAGAGUGAGGCCCCAAUCACGAAAAUCAUCGCUAUGUCGAAGAACUGUGCCAAUGUGCGCCGCACACUAGAAAGUUUUCUACAAUCGGAGGAUGUAGCAGUGGAGGCGAAGCCAAAGUCACAAUCGCCAGUCUCGAGGCAGCAUCAGGCAUUGACGUGUAAAAAGGAGAAUAACGGAAAUUAUUUAGCAUUCGGAAAAUCGGUUUCACACGUCCCAUAUGAGCAGGACACUGAGCCAACAGUGAAGACGGCCAAGCAGUCCAACUGGGUGAGAAGGAGGCCAGUUGUGAGUCCGACGGAUAUUCAGGUGAAUCGCGUGCCAUGUCACGAGGUGAUAGGCGAAAACUCAGCCUCCACGGCAAGGUGGCGACGGACAGGUAGAGGGUAUGCGGCAAGAUUGAAGAAACGCGUGGGCAUUGAAUGA